AUGGAGAAUAGUGAUUCUGGGGUGAACGUAGCUGUGCAGCAGGAAGUAAGUGUCGACCAUGGACUAAUGAGCGGGAACGGCAAACACUCGGAAGGGGCUGAAUUGUUCAGUGGACCGCGGCUAGGUGAUCCUUUAAGCGGCGGGCUUUGUCCACAAACGGGGGCUUUUCCCGACGACGCGGGCGAGCCGGGACUAAGUCAGGUAUGCAGUGAAAGUGAAGCUACCCUUGGCGAAGCUACGGUUUCUCAGGCGAACGAGGUGAGUGCACCGAAAGUAACAAAUGACAAUGUGCUACUGCAGUUUUUACAGAAGAUGGAUAAAGAUAAUAAGGAAAGAUUAGAAGCGAUGGAUAGAGAUAAUAAGGAAAGAGAUAGGGAGUAUAAGGCAAGAUUGGAGGCAAAUAAGGAAAGAUUGGAAGCGAUGGAUAGAGAUAAUAAGGAAAGGUUGGAAGCGAUGGAUAGGGAGACUAAGGAAAGAUUGGAAGCGAUGAACAGAGAUAAUAAGGAGAGAGAUAGGGAGACUAAGGAAAGAUUGGAAGCAAAUAAGGAAAGAUUGGAGGCAAUGGAUAAGGGAAAUAAAGAGGCAAUGAGGAAGCUACACACAGUUGUCGACGAGCGUCUGUCCGUAGUUAAUAAUCGGUUAGAUGAGGGGGAGAAGAAUCUGGAUGCAGUGAAGCAAGAAUGUGAUGCCGUGAAAGAAAAAGCCAAUAAUCUGGAGGUACGAAUAAGUGCAAUAGAGAGCGGUAUUACAGAACGUAGGGACGUGUUGCCGGAUGAGCGAAUCAAAGAGAUAGUGGAGGACUUACUUGCAGAUAAACAAGGGGCAUUAGACAGCGUGGAAGCUAAAGUCACCCGGCAGGAAGUGGCGCUAAAUAAACACAGGGAUGAAGUUGUGGAGGCACAUAAAAAUCCAAAUGGAGCUCUGUCGUGA
Schistocerca cancellata (South American locust) is the source of this 930-nucleotide messenger RNA. RefSeq names its product IgA receptor-like. Lineage: Eukaryota; Metazoa; Arthropoda; Insecta; Orthoptera; Acrididae. Bases 1 to 930 code for a protein of 309 amino acids. The record is from RefSeq and is a predicted model, not a curated record. The transcript is spliced from 2 exons.